Neodiprion fabricii is the source of this 2987-nucleotide messenger RNA. It is a transcript of the gene GlcAT-P, whose product is annotated as galactosylgalactosylxylosylprotein 3-beta-glucuronosyltransferase P. Gene Ontology annotation, molecular function: galactosylgalactosylxylosylprotein 3-beta-glucuronosyltransferase activity. Lineage: Eukaryota; Metazoa; Arthropoda; Insecta; Hymenoptera; Diprionidae. The record is from RefSeq and is a predicted model, not a curated record. Gene Ontology annotation, cellular component: Golgi membrane. Gene Ontology annotation, biological process: chondroitin sulfate proteoglycan biosynthetic process; carbohydrate metabolic process. Bases 499 to 1656 code for a protein of 385 amino acids. The transcript is spliced from 5 exons.
UUCUCCUAAUGGCGGUCGAGGUUUCCGUGCUUGUCGAAAGGCGAUGCCAGUACGGGACGUUUUUUUGUCGUCCCCCCCCAGAGACAAAAUAGCCGUAUAUUCAAUUUUCUCCGCCAGACUUAUGAUGACCACUGAGUAUCGACACGUGGCUCAUUACAGGCGAGCGUUGUUACCGUUUUCUGUUCACGCCAAUUGACACCUUACACGGACGUUGUUGUUUGUCAGAGGUCAGUUGUAAAAAAUCGUGCCGCGUUUACCGGGCAAAAUAGACGGGGAAUUGACUGAUGAAAGAAAGGCUCAAUACCAUUGAUAAUAAUGAUGAUAAUAAUAAGAGUAAUAACAAUAACGUUAACGAUUAAUUAAGACGCGGUAAGACUGAAAAUAUACAACCGGAGAAAUGGAAGAUCGAAGAAAUGUGACAACAGCUGUACGUUUUGAAGAGUGUUUGGUCACUUGGAAAUUGUCUACAAUCAUGCCUCACUUUACGGUUCACGCACGAUGAAACCGGCUCUUAAGAUGGGCAUGAUUGCCCUCGUCGGUAUCUGCCUCGUGUUUUACCAGUAUCACCUGUCCUUCGGGAUUCGAGUUGAUCAAAUUCCCGCAUUGAAAUUUGAUUUGAAUGCCGGGCAACCCCCGGAUGGUCCUGAUGGUAUACCGGUAAACAGCGACACCUACGGUUGCAGCAUCGCGCACCAGAAGCUCACCGAAGAAAUGAUUCGAUACGCGGUGGACGCGGUCAAAAAAUCGAACGGCCUCGGGCCCGAAAUCGGAGUCCAAUUGACCGAGGGAAUUCUGAAUCAGCUGAACAAAUUGACGAUCGGUAAUCGCGAAAAGGACAGGCUGCUGUCCCAAACCCCUGCACAAACCACCAUCAACAGCGUCGUGGCAGCCGCAGAUAAAUUCGCCGAUGAAAACCCCCUUUACGUUAUCACCCCGACGUAUCGUCGUCCGGAACAAGUCCCGGAACUUACGAGAAUGGCCCACACUCUGAUGCUCGUGAAGAACGUCCACUGGCUCGUCAUCGAAGACGCUCAUACCCCCACUCAACAAGUCACUGACCUCCUCCAAAGGACUGGACUCAAGUAUGAACAUCUCGUUGCCCCGAUGCCCGAGCAGUACAAAAAGAAGAACGGUGCAAAACCUCGGGGAGUUUCGAACAGGAAUCGCGGUCUUCAAUGGAUUAGAGCAAAUGCGACGAGUGGAGUUUUUUAUUUUGCCGACGACGACAAUACCUAUGACAUUAAGCUAUUCGACGAGAUCCGCACAACUCGAAAAGUCUCGAUGUGGCCAGUUGGCCUUUGCACAAAGUUCGGUCUAAGUACGCCGAUAGUGAAGAACGGGAAGUUCAUCGGUUUCUACGACGGUUGGAUGGCAGGACGGAAAUUCCCCGUUGAUAUGGCAGGUUUUGCAGUUAGCGUCAAGUUUUUGCUUGAGCGACCAAAGGCCAGCAUGCCGUUCAGGCCCGGGUACGAGGAGGACGGAUUCCUGAAAAGCCUGGCGCCGUUCAACCCGAGCGAAAUAGAGCUUCUGGCUGAUAACUGCAGCCAAGUUCUCGCCUGGCACACGCAAACCAAGAAGAACGAGCCGAGUGCGGCCCUCGACAAGGAGAAAUACGCUUCGACGAAUUUGAUCAAAUUAAAGCAACAAAUAGUAUGAUAAAAUGUGAGGCGCGGUAUAGCGAUAAUCGAUAUCGGUCUCAACUAGACGACGCCGUCUUUGAUCACUUUUACACAGACGCGUCGUAAACCUAGUGCCUAAGCUGUAUCUUCCUUACUCAAGAUAUAACGUACCUACACUAUAGAUACCUAAAAACGAGCAGUGCUAUUAUUAUUACUAUACGUUAUAAUGCUGACGUACUGAAAUCAGGGUCGACUUUACACUUUGUCUUUAACGAGUCACGCCAACAUAAAUUAGUACUGACAAUGGAUACGUUACUAUUUACAUGUUGUUGGGUCAAAAUGAUCGGAGUACGUAUAUAUCGCGGGAUUUAAUCUCAUUGUCAGUGUUAGAAUAUUCGAUUGACGAUAAUACGCUAGUCGAUUUUCGGCAAGUACCGGAUGGCUCGAUUAUUUGUUUUUCUUGAAACUGACUUGUUUUAAAUGUUGAUGAAAUUGAUUGUAAUAAUAUUUCAAAAGUGUUUGCCUGAGGUAAUGAUGUAUCAGGAAGACUUGGACUUUGCCAUAUGGGUGUUACAUUCUAUUACUAUAUUUUUAUACAUCUAUUAGUAAAUUUAAAUUCAAAAGCAAUAUGUUGAAACAAUCAGCAACGGUGAGAAAAAAAUCGGUGUAAUUGAUUUUAGCAAAGAACGGCGAUAAUCUUUACAAUACGUGAUAUUUCUAUGAAGCUUUAACAAAUCGUGAUUCGUUGUACGAUUUUUAGAGGUAAAAUUUAAUCGAGAGGAGAUACUAAUUCAAAAUUCGUUAUUCGGUGCGGUACGAAUUGUGUUUUAUUUUUAUUUUGUAAAUUAAUACCGCGGUUUGUAUUUUGAAAACGUAUCUGACGGUUAGCCAGUCAACAUUCGAUUCUACGUACCUAUUUAUGAUUUCAUUCCGUCGUAACGUCGAUCCUGCUUAGCAAGACCUCAUUCGACGCGAGUCAUUGCGCAUAUCAAAGAUCGUUUCGUCGGUGAAUGCGAGGUUGACAAAGUCAAAAGUGAGCGGAUAGAUAGGUAGACAGAUAGAUGGAAGAGGAGAUAGAUAAAUAUAAGGGCAAUGGUAUCUCGUUUUUUCUUAACGAGAAUAGAGAGAACAGGACAAAAGGCGCAACAGCCGCGUAACUAAUUAUAAACGGUAACAAUAAUUCGAUAAAAAAAAGGUGCGAUCUAAUUGCCUGUAAUUUUCGGUUUACAUUGGACAUAUCCGUAUAGUAUUUAUUGUCUGAGAGAUGAAAUUCGAAGAAUAGAAUUAUGCGUGGUAUUAAAAGAUUGGUAAUAUUGAAAACGGAAAACGAUACGAGAGAAGAAAGUAAAUGACAAGAUAAAAAAAAAA